GGGGAAGAGGCACCCAAAACCACAAACCCAAGCCGCCAUGGUAUAGGGAGAUCGGAGCCGGGCUAUGGGCAGCCUGACUCCAGAGCCAUGGCGGGCUCCUCUGGUCCUGGGCGCGCAGCUGCUGAUUUGGAGCGCCUCCGGAGGUCAAUGGCUGCCCGGCGUCGUCAUCGAGGCCUCCGAGUCUCGCGUGAAGGCAUAGCACCCCCGACACGCGCCCUUGGUCUGUGCAGCCUUGUGGAGUACGUCUCAAACGGCGAGCGCUGCGACAAGACCGUUUUGCGGGACUCCCCGCUUUUGCGGGUCGAGGCCAAGACUCCGGCGAUCACGCCGGUGGCUUCCCCCUUGGUGCUACCACGGCUUCCGGGCCCUCCAGCUCCGGGCCCGGGCGCUGGGCCAAGGCCGUGUUCCAUUCGUGCGCCACAGCCAGUCUUUCAGCCGCAGCCAGGGAUGGUGCAAAUGCCGGGCCUGCGCCUCUCGGACCUGCAAAUGGGCGAGCUUCUGGGCGCUGGCGGCUUUGGUGCCGUGCACCGGGGCUGGCUGCGGGGCUUUCCCAAAGAGGUGGCCAUCAAGAAGCUGCAUCUCGUGGCCGGUGGCGCGGUGACCCAGGAGAACUUGGCAGAGUUUCACAAGGAAGCCGCCAACCUGCAAGCGUUGAGGCACGAGCGCCUCAUCCAGCUGAUCGGCAUCGCCGUCCAGCCGCCCUUUCUGUGCAUCGUCACUGAGUUGGCGCCGGGCGGCUCGUUGCACGACCUGCUGCAUGUAAAGCACGCCAUUCUCGCGGAGGCGCAGAAGAAGAAGGUCAUCCUGCAAAUGACCGAGGGGGUCGUGUUUCUACAUGGUCGACGGCCGCCGUUUGUGCAUCGCGACCUGAAGAGCGCCAACGUCGUGUUGGACUUGGAGCUGAACGUGAAGCUCUGCGACCUCGGCAUCACCGAGUGCAUGGAGAGGACCCACAUCAGUCGGCGAGAGGCGGAAGCGGGCUCUCCUAGGUACAUGGCUCCUGAGCUCUUCGAUGGCCGGGGGAAGCUCACUGAGAAGCUGGACAUUUGGGCCCUGGGCUGCCUGGCAGUGGAGGUGCUCACCAGUCGCAACCCUCACGAGGAGUGUAUCAACAUCCAGCAGGUGGCCACAAAGCUGUUGGUCCGAAUGCAGCUGCCCUUCCAGGAGGAUUGGGCGAAUGCCUAUCAUCCGGAGGUGGGGCAGAUGUUGGGGCCCUGCUUCGCUUGGAACCCCCCAGAUCGGCCCUCGGCCGCCCAGAUCUACGAGGUGUGGUCACGCUUGCCAAAGCUCACACCGUGACGGGCAGAACACAAUCUGUGGCGCGGUGCGCAAGUUCAGAUACACCAAAGCUGCUUGAAACUCAACU
Effrenium voratum is the source of this 1366-nucleotide messenger RNA. The record is from the annotation of a GenBank genome assembly. Lineage: Eukaryota; Dinophyceae; Suessiales; Symbiodiniaceae.